Messenger RNA from Ilex paraguariensis (yerba mate), 816 nucleotides. The record is from the annotation of a GenBank genome assembly. Lineage: Eukaryota; Viridiplantae; Streptophyta; Magnoliopsida; Aquifoliales; Aquifoliaceae.
AUGGGUGUGGACAUGGGGCAGACGUCUGGAGAGAUGGGAAUUUCAAUAGCAGCGUCGUCGAUGUUUCCAGGGUUUAAGUUUUCGCCGACGGACGAGGAGCUCGUAUCUUAUUACCUAAAAAAGAAGCUCGAAGGUUCUGACAAGUGCGUCGAAGUCAUUUCCGAGGUCGAAAUCUGUAAAUACGAGCCAUGGGACUUAGCAGGCAAAGCUGUUAUUGAGUCACCAAAUGAAUGGUUUUUCUUUUCUCCACGUGGAAGGAAGUACCCAAAUGGCUCACAGAGUAGAAGGGCUACUGCAUCUGGUUAUUGGAAAGCCACUGGGAAAGAACGUAAUGUGAAGUCUGGCUCAAAUCUUAUUGGCAGAAAGAGGACUUUGGUGUUCCACACUGGUCGUGCACCUAAAGGGGAGAGGACAGAAUGGAUAAUGCAUGAGUAUUGUAUGAGUGGAAAUUCUCAGGUGACAUAUCAAUAUUGACUUGAAAAAUUAGUUGAGUAUGGGGGGACUUUUCAUAUCAAUGAGUGUGCUACAAACUGUUGCAUUGUUAGAGUUUCAACUACACUCAAGCCAUAUCACUCUGAAUUAUGUUCCAACUUUUAUUAUUGACAUAUAUUUAGUUAUGCAACUUGCCAUCCUAUAUACCCACAAUUAUUGGUUGAUGGAUUGAGACAUAUUGUUUACCUCUUCUUUGUUUUUCUCUUUCAAAUGUUCAGCUUAAUUCUGGCUCUAUUUGGGCUGCAUAAUGUGAAUUAAAAGGAGGGCAAAUCGCUCCUGAAUAUCUAGUUUUUGUUGAUCCCCUUGAUCUUUGAAAUUAUAGUU